AUGUGGAAAUCUUUUCUGCCCCACCUGCUUUGUCUCCUCCAAUUGAAGCUUUGCCUCUCGCAGAGACAAUGCAAGUGGUCUGUGGAUCUCAGUAAAACUCAGGAUCCGGAUGGAGUCUUAAGCAACUACAUUGACCAGGAAGAGAUUCCCAGUGUGGCCGAUUUCUUCAUGGAUCUCAAAGAUUCACCAAUAGAUCCCAAUGACAAAGAUGCACGUUACUAUGGAUUUCCAUACUUCCUGAAAAUAUCUCUAGUUUGCACCUAUCAGAGUGGCGACUUAGCUACUCGGGUGGGCUACUACAGCGGACUGAAUCCCAUUCUGAGGGUCUAUUUUGAACGGCCUGUCAACCCUAUGCGCCAGAAAGUAGAACAACUACAGAUCGAAAUGUUGGCUGCCCCAUUCCGGUUGAACGAUUCAACUUGUGACAGCGAGGAAGUUUGCAAGAUGUUUUGGUUCGCGCCGUUGCCCUUCAUGAACGGCAGUGUUGUGAACCGCGUUUUAGUGAGGACUAAUGGCUUUGGGCUCCCUGUACUCAACAGGAGGCUGAUCAUUAACGUAAAUGGAUUUAUGGCACAAUCCGAGAAAUCAGAAAUAUUCAGGAUUGGAGAAGAGUUGAAGGGCUUGAAGGGUAUCUUUGGGUUGAAGGACCCAUCACGCCCCCUGUGGUUCACUCACCGGCAUGCGCCUGUGCUUAUCCUGGGAGGGAUCCCCGACAAGAAGAUCGUCCUCAUCUCAAAUACGAACUUUGAUACGUUUCACCCCAUAGAGGUCGCCAUUGACAGCUGCUGGAUUGGCUCCCUUUCCUGCCCGCAGGCAAAAUUCUCCUCCUCCAUUGUAGACACCAUCGCUACCGAAAGCACGCUCUUCAUCCGGCAAAACCAACUGGUCUAUUACUUUACAGGGCAUUAUUCACUUUUGCACCUAGAAACCAAAGGAUCUGAGCUGUGGACCCGGAUCUUGAACAACGUCUGCGUGAGGAAGCUGCUUCCUGUCUUUUUCCAUCACAGUAACACCGAAUUCGUGAUCGCCCUCAGUGGUGGUUCCCAGGAAGGGGAAUUCUUCCUUAUAAGCUGCAAAGAUGGGAUUGUGAAGGCGAGUGCCUCCCUAAAAGAAAAGAGGAGGACUGUAUGCUUUCAAAUAUUCCAGCAGGAACACUUUGAACAACUAUAUGAAAUCCCUACCCGUGUCCCUGAGGCCUCUGAUAAAGGGUUUGUGAUGCUCCUGGGCACCGAGGAAUACACAAAUAAAACUCUGAUCCCGCGAGGCCUGGCUUACAACCCCUUCACCAGGAAUUUUUAUGUUUGGGGGAACGUGAUCUUGGUAAGCUACGAUAUGGUGAAUUUCAUCUACCUUUCCAAUUUCCCGAGUGCUUCUCCCAUCAAGGAUUUUGUCCUCUCUUUUAGUGGGCCUUUUGCCGUUAUGACAGAGUCGGAGGAGUUGUGGGUGUCGAAAGAAAACGGCGUCGAGUUUAAAAAGGUUUUCCCUUCAGAUUCCUGGCAUAAGUUGAGUGCUUUCCAAAGGAUGAGCGGGUCCUUAAGAUAUUCCACAACAUCCGAAGAUGCCAUCACCAGCAUGUACUACGAUCCAACUGGCUUGCAAACGCUGAUUUAUGUGAAGGAUGAGCGUGGCACAGAAAAAUUCAUGAAGAGGAAUUUCCCUGUAGAUACUGUCGUGGCCUACGAUCUCUUGAUCAGCACACGUAACAAAAAGAUGACCGUCGACGAGAAAGACUACAUCCGAUUCACCCAUCUCUGCCCCUUCGCUACAUUGCAUGUGUUGGAUGUGCCGCAGCCACAGCUCUACUCCCGAGUGGAGCAUUACUGGGCUACGCCCCCAGAUGUCAUGGAGAAAUCCAGAUUCCAUGAGGCUAAGUCGCUCAACGUCUACCAGGGCCUGGUCUACCAGUUGCUUCAGCUGCAUUCAUCGUAUCACAGACCGUACGCAGACCCCGUCCAUGACCCCACUUGGCGCUGGUGGAAGAACCAGAAAGAAGAGGCCGAAUAUUUUGACUACAAGGCAAGAAACUGGGAAUCAUUGGGAGGGAUCUUCAUCGACAUGCUCAACUACGCCAAAAUUUACAACUUGAUGGCAAAUAACCAUCUGGCCACAGAUCUCUAUCUGGACAAGAAUACAGCCUACUCUUUUAAAGUGUUAAUGACCAUCAGAACAGCGAAAGAGAGCAUGGGAGAAACAGCCGAUGAAAAUUCCCUCGACUACAUCUGGCUGGCUGCUACUAUGGCCCAUCCCCAGUAUGUCAAGGCAGAACUGCAGAGGCAAGAACUCAUCAGCCGAGGCUCGGUGUUAUAUCGGGUAACCAUUAAAGACAUUGGGAAAUACCCAAGGCAGCAACUCAGCGGGCGGCGCCUUCUGAAAAGCUCGGCUACCUUAAAGGUGGUCCAUUCGGAUAUGGCCUGUUAUCGUCAUGGAAGCUUGUCCCCGCACUUGCUGGGUUCUAAAACAUUCUUGAUUCAUAUCGGAUGCCCCCCAGGCAAGAGAUUGGCGUUUGACAUCACUUACACACAGAAUUACACCACGGAGAAGAACAAGCACUACUUUGACUGUGUUGAACCAGAUCCAGAAAUGCCCUGUUUUUUCUUCAGCGAUGUCUUCUACCCGUUCUUCUUGAUCCAAGACAUGGUGACCGGAGACUCGGGGCGGUUCCAGGGCAGCUACCUCUUUACCAUCAUUGGCGGGGGUCCCUUUUCCCAGAGCAACAUCAGAUACUUCACUCCGGAAGAGAUCGUAAAAUACAACACUAACAGGGGAAGCAAUUCGUCAGCUUUGAUCUGGGCGAGAGCCGACGUAGAAGUGGAUGAUACCAAUGAGGAAGGAUUCCCGGUUCUCUCUGAAUCCAACUCUGGAAUUGUGUGGAUUUGUCAGAAAAACUCUCCGUGUUACGAUAUCGUCCCUCAAAGUUUGGCCACUCCCGAUUAUUUCUUUGUGAUCAAAGUAUCCAACAGGGGGGUCGACCAAACCACCUACUGUGACUAUGCCUUGGAGUUCAUCGUUCACAUCCACGGCCUGCGCCUCAGCCCCCACCGUGCCAUGUACAUAAUGAAGAUUUCAUUUGCUGUUAUCAUCGGACUGGUCAUUCUGUAUAUCUUCGUUGACACAGUGGCCCCUUGGGUUAAACGAUUCUGCAACAGGACGUUAAAGAGGAUGGAGGAAGCUAUAGCAUUUCGGGCUGAAUCCAGCCUCACCUUCUCUUCUUCCUUCAGCAGUCAAGGAUCUCUUCGGCACCUGCCUUCUGACAUCAGUUCUGGGGACCCCGCCAAUGUCCCAUCUACCACUCAGGCCCACUCCAAAAGAUUUGCACCCCAUCAUGAGGCACAAUAGAGCAGCCGUGACUUGCCAGAUUCAUCGGGUACUGUGGUUUUCCGGUGCCUGGAUGUGUGUCAUCUUUUGUCUGUGGUAAUGGUCCGAGAAAGAUCCUUUUUCUUUGUUUCUCAAGAUGGAGGGUAUCAGCAAUGGGGAAGACACUUUAAGCACCAGCUGUCUGAUUUUGGGAACAGGGUUGCGUUGUUAGGCUAGUCUUGCAAAAGGCUCGAAAGUCACCUAUGGCCAAUACUACCACACCUAUCAAGAUCAAUUGGCACCCCAAAAGUAGGUAUCUAUCACAGCGUCUGAACCCCUGCCCCCGCGAAAAAGGCCGCCAAAACAUCCU
Molecule: messenger RNA, 3664 nt
Organism: Thamnophis elegans (Western terrestrial garter snake)
Lineage: Eukaryota; Metazoa; Chordata; Lepidosauria; Squamata; Natricidae
Gene: CATSPERG
Product: cation channel sperm associated auxiliary subunit gamma
Exons: 29
Coding region: 1-3336 (1111 amino acids)
Cellular component (GO): motile cilium; sperm principal piece; CatSper complex
Source: RefSeq, a predicted model, not a curated record